CACUUGGGCAAUAGCACAGAAUAGUCUAUGCAGAGACACAAUAACUGAUCGUGGCGCAUAGUCAUCACAUUUGCUCUGCAUGGACAUGACAUUUAACCCUGACAGGUCUAGUGUGAUUCAGAUGUAAUCGCGCAACGUCUACCGGGCACCUCUGAGCUACUUAAAUACCGGGAACCUCCCCCAUGUGCUCCACUGCUGCAGAAAAGCUGCAUCCAGCCAGGGAAGAAAAGGCCAGCCGAAGAUAUUCCAACUCGCUUCUCAGUGUUGUUUCCACAUCACUAUCACUAAACCUUCAAGAUGACUACCAAGGAGAAGCUGAUCACCCAUGUGUUGGCUGGUGAGCCUGUUGGCUCCCGGAGCAAGGUGACAGUGGUUGGCGUCGGCAUGGUUGGCAUGGCCUCCGCAGUCAGCGUCCUGCUCAAGGACCUGUGCGAUGAGCUGUGCCUGAUUGAUGUGAUGGAGGAUAAACUGAAGGGUGAGGUCAUGGACCUGCAGCAUGGCAGCCUCUUCUGCAAGACUCACAAGAUCGUGGGUGACAAGGACUACAGUACGACCGCCCACUCCAAGGUGGUGGUGAUCACCGCCGGUGCUCGUCAGCAAGAGGGCGAGAGCCGUCUGAACCUGGUGCAGCGCAACGUCAACAUCUUCAAAUUCAUAAUCCCCCAGAUCGUCAAGUACAGCCCCAACGCCAUCCUGCUGGUCGUCUCCAAUCCUGUUGACAUCCUAACCUAUGUGGCUUGGAAGCUGAGUGGUUUCCCCCGUCACCGCGUCAUCGGCUCCGGCACCAACCUGGACUCCGGUCGUUUCCGCCACCUGAUGGGCGAGAAGCUACACCUUCACCCCUCCAGCUGUCACGGCUGGAUCAUUGGAGAGCACGGCGACUCCAGCGUGCCCGUAUGGAGCGGCGUGAAUGUUGCUGGUGUUUCCCUGAAGGGCCUGAACCCAGACAUGGGCACAGACGCAGACAAAGAGGACUGGAAGCACGUCCACAAGAUGGUGGUCGACGGUGCCUAUGAGGUCAUCAAGUUGAAAGGUUACACCUCCUGGGCUAUCGGCAUGUCCGUCGCUGACCUGGUUGAGAGCAUCCUGAAAAACCUCCACAAAGUCCACCCCGUGUCCACCCUGGUCAAGGGAAUGCACGGUGUGAAGGAUGAGGUGUUUCUCAGCGUGCCCUGCGUACUGGGCAACAGCGGUCUGACCGACGUCAUCCACAUGACUCUGAAGCCCGAGGAGGAGAAGCAACUGAUCAACAGCGCCGAGACCCUCUGGGGCGUGCAGAAAGAGCUCACCUUGUAAAGAGCCCUCAGUGCCCUUCCGUAACAUCCCCUACCCCCAAUCCCACCUUCUGUAUACCCGUUCCUGUACUCCCCUAUAUUCUUACUAGUGAUGGUACAAAUGAAGCCUUUUAAAUAUCUAUAGGCGGGAUGAAUUGUGUACAGUAACUUUGUUGAGAAGCCAAUGGGAGCUCGGUUUGGCCUCUGAUAAAAAUGAUUAUUUUGGGUGGCAGAAGUAGCUACUUGAUUGGUAUGAUGUAGAAUUUGGAGGAGUCAUUUUGCUGUUGCUAGAUAUGAAUGUGUUGGUUUGUACUAUGUCAUAGAUGUUUCUCGUCUUCCUCACACUCCUUUGCUAUUAAUGUUUUAGAAAGUCUUCAACUGAUUGAAAUUGUGAGCAGGUUGAUUUCCACCAUUGCACUCUUUGUUUAGUGUGUGCUAGAGUUGACCAGAGCCAUUCAGUUGCAAAACUAACCGUAAGUGCACCAAUGCGAGUCUCUCUCAAUGAAAGGUGAGUUCCAUUGGUAUCGGUAGGCAGUAACACUAGGACCAAGUCUGAAGAAAGGCACUGGGUUUGAACACACUGCCAAUUGCACUGUACCUGCUGUUUUGCAUGUCAAUAACAAAAAGCGUUAUAAACAGAGAACUUAUUGAAAUUGUCUGGGCACUCACAUAAAAAAAAAAAUCUGAUGGCACUUCCAAUGUUAUGUUUUGAGUUCAAACUUGACCUGUAAGUAACUGAUGGUGACGGUGACAAUCCUGCUUGUCACCAGUGUUCUGUGCGCUUCUGUGCACCCUAAACGUCUGCUCAGUUUUGUCAUCGUUAAUGAUGAUUUCUCAAACUCAGUCUCUCCAUGUGGCUUUGGACGGAAGCCUCAGUGGCCCAAACUCCGCUGUGACGGUACUGCGAUGAUGGCCUAUACAGUUAUUAUGAGCUGAACUGGAACUAAGGCACUGUACUGUGCUUGUCAGGGCAGCUGGAUGUACUUACGAUCCGAUUUGCUUCACCACCAACCAAAUACAACUACCAGGAUGAAACAA
Molecule: messenger RNA, 2312 nt
Organism: Coregonus clupeaformis (lake whitefish)
Lineage: Eukaryota; Metazoa; Chordata; Actinopteri; Salmoniformes; Salmonidae
Product: L-lactate dehydrogenase A chain
Exons: 8
Coding region: 298-1296 (332 amino acids)
Biological process (GO): carboxylic acid metabolic process
Cellular component (GO): cytoplasm
Molecular function (GO): L-lactate dehydrogenase (NAD+) activity
Source: RefSeq, a predicted model, not a curated record